CUACAGUUCUACAGUCUGACUUUUUUGAUGAAAAACUGACCUUAGCAGUGUGACGCUAACGUUACCUUUAGCUAGCUAUCUGAGCAGCACAACUAGCUAGAGAUAACAACAUGGCACAAGUUCCUCCUUCCUCCGGAUCAAUCGUAGUAGCUGACUGGCAUCGAUGUAAAGACAGCAAAGAAUAUUUCAGCAAAAUUCUACACAAGAAGAGACGCAAAAACUUCGGCCUGUUGGAGUCUCCGGUGAUGCCCCCACACAUAGCUGUGGACACAGUUCACUAUAAGAUCUUCAUCUCUGGCAAGAGUGGAGUCGGGAAAACUGCUCUUGCUGCACGUCUUGCAGGCCUGAAUAUUCCCAACAUGCACUAUGAAACCACAGGUAUUGAGACGACAAUGGUGUAUUGGCCAGUGAAGCUGAGAGAAAAUGGCAGAGUGCUUUUCUUCCGUCUGCAGCUCUGGGACUGUGGAGAGAAUGUCUUGCGUAGAUUUGACCAUUUGUUGCCAGCCUGUAAGGAGCAGGUGGACGCCGUCCUUUUCCUGUUCUCCUUCACUGACAGGACAUCCUUCGAUGAUCUGUCAAAUCAAAUUGCUAAAUGGACUGGGACACCUGUGGGUCGUGUCGUGAAAUUUGUGGUUGGCACCAAAUUUGACCUUUUCAUGCACUGUGAUGUGGCAGAGAGAGACGUGAGGGACUUCCAGGAGACAUGGAGCUUACCGGUGCUGCGUGUAGGCGGGGAGGUCAGUGACGGGCUGGGUGAUGUAGCCCCCCUCCUCAACUGCCUGGCGGAGAGCCUGUGGCAUCAGGACUGUGUUACAGCCAGAUCAGCCAGCCACCAUUAACAGCAGGAGACAGACUACUUUAAUACCGAAAAUGAUUUUAAAGAGGCAGUUGAGGUGAACUGGAGGUUCACCCCUGGGUGUCUGCCUUCAAGGGAUUGCACUUAGCAGCUGAUCUGGGAGUGCUUCAGAUUUCUCAGGAUGAGAUGGAGGCUGCUGUUGAGAUAAAUGGACCAUUCCCUCCGACACUAUGACUGCUGUCAAGAUGGAUUUUUGAUUCUGAAAUGUCUUAAAUUCUCCCAUCCUAUGUCAGCAGGUUGUUGAAUCAAUCACGAUUAUGGGUACGUCCCAUAGCACUUAAUUGCCUCCUUGAAGCCUCCACUUGCUUCCCUUCCUCGCGUAGAGAGGCAAGGCGACGAGCAAAUGUGUUUUAGAGAGAUGAGACGUCCUUUCCUCGGAAGCGUCACAUGAAUUAGUCAGCUGUUUGGGCGUUGUUAGGAACUUCUUCAGCUGCACAGCUUCCGGGAAGGCUGCUCUCGGGUAUCCUCGCCUCGAUGAUCCCUCCUCGAUGCUCGCUCCUCACUCCUCGGGGCAGAAAUAAGAGCUUUGAGACUGCCUUCACCGAGGAGGGACAGAACAACUUCCAGUUCAGCAGAGGACUGAGGAGUCGAGGAGCUAACAAAUAAGGGUUAUGAGAUUCAGCCAUUGUCUGGGACUUCGGUUAUGUUAACGUGCAGAAGCUUGUAUUUUGUGUUCUCCAUGCCAUUGAGUGCCAGUUAAUUAAGUGCAUAAUUAAGUUCUCACUUAUUAGCACCAAAACACUUUGUUUGAGACACCUUUUUCUACUGUUUUUUUCCCCACAGAUUCCUGUUAACAUCUUCUAAAAGCACCAAAAAUGUCAAAACAUUAAAACAGUGUUAAAUAUUUUUAUGUCAGAAGAUCAGGGGCCGUUUGUCAAGUUCUUGUUACCAGCUUCAAUUUUUUGUUGCAUUAGGCUGAGCUGACAAAGUCAGACUUUUUUUUUUUUUUUUAUUAAAAAAAAAAAAAUAAAAAAAAUAAAAAGGGCACAUUGCUUAAAAGAGGCCAGCAUUUUAAUACAAGUGAAAAAAAAUCUAUUCCAAUAAUUAAAAAGUCACCUUCA
Molecule: messenger RNA, 1917 nt
Organism: Sander lucioperca (pikeperch)
Lineage: Eukaryota; Metazoa; Chordata; Actinopteri; Perciformes; Percidae
Gene: cplane2
Product: ciliogenesis and planar polarity effector 2
Exons: 6
Coding region: 111-839 (242 amino acids)
Molecular function (GO): GTPase activity; GTP binding
Source: RefSeq, a predicted model, not a curated record